ACCUAGAUUUAUUAUCUGUAUGGAAAAAUCAAUUCUUUCAUUCGUAUCAUUCACUCAUUCUUGUGACCGAUGCAGCUUGUGACUGGAGAAAUUAGUUUUUCUUUUAAUUUAUUUUAAUUUAAUUUCUUUUCAUUUUAUGAUGAUUGAAGGACGUGCAAAUGAACUACCCGAUUUCCAAGUUUUUCAGACGGUGAUAAAAUACUGCCUGAUCAUUAUCGUGGUACCCGUACUUUCGUUCUUUACGGCAAAGAGUGUCCUAUUUGAUGGAAUAUUACGUCUAGAGCCAAUUACGAGCAGUGUAUACUCGGCUGUAGUUGCGGUAGUGGUGCUGCACUUAACCCUAGGACUUUAUAUCUUCAAAGCGUAUACUGACACGGAGAAAUCGGACAAACCAGUGAAACCUGUCAAAAAAGACUAAAAUAUUUUAAUACAAACAUACCAACGACCUCAUCACAAUGGACAACUUAUACAUGAAAGGUGAACUGUUACAGGUUCAUACCAAGAACAGUGAAGUAUAUGAAGGCCGGUUUUAUGGUAUGACUAAUGAUAAGUCUAAAAUUUCUCUUUACAAUGUUAAGGAUUCACCUAAAGGAGACCUAAGUGAUGGUGUACUACACUAUUAUGACUCAGAUAUAAGGGAUAUUGUUAAACUUAAA
Molecule: messenger RNA, 656 nt
Organism: Helicoverpa armigera (cotton bollworm)
Lineage: Eukaryota; Metazoa; Arthropoda; Insecta; Lepidoptera; Noctuidae
Exons: 2
Coding region: 137-418 (93 amino acids)
Biological process (GO): vacuolar proton-transporting V-type ATPase complex assembly
Cellular component (GO): endoplasmic reticulum membrane
Source: RefSeq, a predicted model, not a curated record